Penicillium canariense is the source of this 1572-nucleotide messenger RNA. RefSeq names its product UbiD family decarboxylase. Gene Ontology annotation, molecular function: carboxy-lyase activity. Gene Ontology annotation, biological process: ferulate metabolic process; cinnamic acid catabolic process. Lineage: Eukaryota; Fungi; Ascomycota; Eurotiomycetes; Eurotiales; Aspergillaceae. The transcript has a single exon. Bases 1 to 1572 code for a protein of 523 amino acids. The record is from RefSeq and is a predicted model, not a curated record. Gene Ontology annotation, cellular component: cytoplasm.
AUGACCAACAACGAGCCUCACCUUUGUUUCCGGGCCUUUGUGGACGCCCUCAAGGCCGACAAUGAUCUCAUCGAGAUCGACACCCCGGUUGACCCCAACCUCGAGGCUGCUGCCAUUACCCGGCUGGUCUGUGAGACCGAUGACAAGGCGCCUCUCUUCAACAAUGUCAUCGGCACACAGAAUGGCCUUUUCCGUAUCCUCGGUGCGCCAGCAUCUCUAAGGAAGUCCCCCAAGGAUCGCUAUGGCCGCCUUGCUCGCCAUCUGGCCCUGCCACCAACCGCCUCGAUGAAGGACAUCCUGGACAAGAUGCUGUCCGCUAGCGAGAUGCCCCCGAUUCCGCCCCAGAUUGUGACCACUGGCCCGUGUAAGGAGAAUGUCCUGGAGGAAAGCCAGAUUGAUCUAACCAAGCUUCCUGCCCCCCUGAUUCACCAGGCGGAUGGUGGCAAGUACAUCCAGACCUACGGGAUGCACAUCGUACAGUCUCCUGAUGGGUCGUGGACCAACUGGUCCAUUGCCCGCGCCAUGGUCUCUGAUGAGAAGCACUUAACCGGCCUGGUCAUUGAGCCGCAGCACCUCUGGCAGAUCCACCAAAUGUGGAAGAAGGAAGGAAAAGACGUCCCCUGGGCGCUGGCCUUCGGCGUUCCCCCUGCUGCCAUCAUGGCAUCCAGCAUGCCUAUUCCGGACGGUGUCACCGAGGCUGAUUAUGUGGGUGCCAUGACUGGCUGUGCCCUCGAGCUGGUCAAGUGCGACACCAACAAUCUCUAUGUGCCCGCCAACUCCGAGAUCGUCAUGGAGGGUACCCUAUCGAUCAGCGAGACGGGCCCGGAAGGUCCGUUUGGCGAGAUGCACGGCUACGUCUUUCCUGCCGACACCCACCUGUGGCCAAAGUAUAAGGUCAACCGAAUCACCUACCGCAACGACCCCAUCAUGCCCAUGUCCUCUUGCGGCCGCUUGACCGAUGAAACAGUAAGGCUCUUCCCUCUCAGCGAUAUCAAUAUCACAAUCCGUUUCCCCCGUCUAAUAUCACAUCCCCAGCACACCAUGAUCGGCUCCCUUGCCGCAGCCCAAAUCCGCAAAGUCUGCCAGGAAAACGGCCUUCCCGUCACCGACGCCUUUGCCCCCUUCGAGUCCCAAGUAACCUGGGUCGCGCUCCGCAUCGACACUGCCCGCCUGCGCGAAAUGAAAACCACCCCCGCUGAAUUCCGCAAGCGCGUCGGCGACGUCGUCUUCAACCACAAGGCCGGGUACACCAUCCACCGCCUGGUCCUGGCAGGCGAUGAUAUUGACGUGUAUAACGGCAAGGACGUGAUGUGGGCCUUCUCGACGCGGUGCCGGCCCAACCUCGACGAGACUUUCUUCCAGGACGUGCGCGGGUUCCCGCUGAUCCCGUAUAUGUCGCAUGGCAAUGGGUCGCCGACGAAGGGUGGCAAGGUUGUGUCGGAUGCGCUGAUGCCGACGGAGUAUACAACUGGAAGGGAUUGGCAGGCAGCUGAUUUUGAAAACUCAUAUCCGGAGGAGGUUAAGAGGAAGGUUUUGGAGAAUUGGACAAAGAUGGGAUUCCGGGCGGAGUAG